AUGGCUCAACCAAAAGUAAAAGUUGGUGAUAAAAUUCCCGACGAUUUGUACUUUGGAAUAUUAAACAACAAUGAAGAUAACCCCAGAAAAAUAACUUCCCAUGAAGUUUUUAAAGGGAAGAAAGUUAUAUUGUUCGGAAUCCCUGGUGCCUUCACUUCCGUAUGUAGUUCUAAACACCUUCCACAAUUCGUUCAAAAUUUUGAUAAAUUUAAGGAUAAAGGCAUUAAUACUAUCGCUUGUACUGCCGUAAAUGAUCCCUACGUAUUGCGAGAAUGGGCAAACACUCAUAAAGUUGAAUCUAAAGUCUUAAUGCUUAGUGACGGUGAAAUGUCAUUUCAUUCUGCAUUGGGCCUUACACAACAUUUACCAUUUUCUGGUGAACGUGGUUUACGUUUUUCAAUGUUUAUUGAUGAUGGUGUUAUUAAAAUUUUAAAUAUUGAAGAACCAGGUCCACUUAGCUACAAAAUUUCAGGCCCAGAAAAUAUGUUGAAACUAUUGGAAGAAUUGGAAAAAAAAUGA
Messenger RNA from Scutellospora calospora, 519 nucleotides. The record is from the annotation of a GenBank genome assembly. NCBI's taxonomy places the organism in Eukaryota, Fungi, Glomeromycota, Glomeromycetes, Diversisporales, Gigasporaceae.